GGAGACCGCGGCAGUGUGUGCGCUAUAGGGAGCAGAUAUCACUGAGAGAGAGAAAGUCAGUGACUGUUUGAGAAUAGGAAUAAUUAGAAAAAGCUCAUGACAAAAUCCAUCGAUUACGUGCAUGGUACGGAUUAUGAUGUUUUAAACUUGAUAUAUGCAUUUAGAGGAAUCUCCUCGUCACUUAAAUAGCACUCCACAUCAUUGGAAUGUGCACUGCUGCCAUAAACGGACGCGUCUGAAGUAGCCCAGAGCUUGUUGAUUUGGCAGUGAAGACAGGCUUUUGGGUGUAAUCAGACCUGCAUUAACCAUCACAAACAAGAUGGUCCACGGUAGACGGGACUACUAAAAGACACAUUUUUUUCUCCCAAAAGCCUUAUACAUUUUGGGGACUUUCCUUGGACUAAUGGUAAUGGGAAUUGACGCGUUAAAUAAAAAAGGAUAAGAUUUUUUUUUCCAAAGUACACUUGUUCUUUGGCGAUGAUUGUGCUAUUCCUUCUUCUGUGUGUUACGAAUGGAGUGGUCUCGCAGAUACGCUACUCUGUGCCGGAGGAGGCGGAUCACGGCACCUUCGUGGGGAAUAUCGCCGAGGACCUUGGACUGGACAUGACCAAAAUCGCCUCGCGGCGCUUCCAGGUGGUGCCUAGCUCGCGGACGCCGUACCUGGAAGUGAACAUGGAGAACGGGAUUCUGUUCGUCAACGAAAGAAUUGACCGGGAGCAGAUCUGUAAGCAGAGUGCCAGCUGCCUAUUACACCUUGAAGUGUUUCUGGAGAACCCACUCGAGCUGUUCCGCGUGGAGAUAGAGGUCGUGGAUAUAAAUGACAAUCCGCCCAGCUUCCCCGAGACCGACAUCACCGUGGAGAUUUCAGAGAGCGCUACCCCCGGUACCCGGUUCCCUCUUGAGAGUGCAUUCGAUCCGGACGUGGGCUCCAAUGCGCUGCGCACAUACGACAUCACCACCAAUAACUACUUCUACCUGGAUGUGCAGACGCAGACCGACGGGAACAAAUUCGCAGAGCUGGUGCUGGAGAAGCCGCUGGACAGGGAGCAGCAGGCGGCCCACAGGUACGUGCUAACUGCGGUGGACGGGGGGCAGCCUCCACGGACAGGCACUGCUCUGCUGGUGGUCAAAGUGCUGGAUUCUAACGACAACGUGCCCGUGUUUGACCAGUCGGUGUAUUCGGUGAGCCUUCAGGAGAACGCACCGAUGGGGACCCUCGUUAUCCAACUGAACGCCACCGACUUGGACGAGGGGCAGAACGGGGAGAUAGUGUAUUCAUUCAGCAACCACAUAUCCAGCCGCGUCAAGGAUCUGUUCGCCAUAGACGCGCGCACUGGACGCAUCGAGGUGUGCGGCGAGGUGGAUUUUGAGGAGAGCAGUUUAUAUCAAAUAUUCGUUCAGGCGAAAGAUCUUGGACCCAAUGCCGUGGCUGCACACUGUAAAGUCCUGGUGAAAGUGACAGACGUAAAUGACAAUGCUCCUGAGAUCACCUUUAGCACCGUGACUGAGUCGGUGAGCGAGAGGGCAGCCCCAGGAACCGUUAUAGCCCUGCUGAGCGUGACGGAUAAAGAUGCCGAGGAAAACGGAAAGAUUCAUGUAGAAAUCCUCGGCGAUGUCCCGUUCAAACUCAAACCCUCCUUCAGGAACUAUUUCACCAUUGUAACAGACGGACCUCUAAAUAGGGAGAAUGCCGACUCUUAUUCAGUGACUGUAGUUGCCAAGGAUACAGGGACCCCUUCCCUCGCAACCAGUAAAUCAAUCAAAGUGCAAGUCUCGGAUGAAAAUGACAAUGCGCCAACGUUUACGCAGCCCAUAUAUGAUGUGUAUGUGACUGAAAACAAUGUGCCAGGUGCUUAUAUCCACGCUGUGACCGCUCUGGACCCAGACGUUGGACAGAACGCUCUCAUUAGUUACUCCAUAAUGGAUUGUGAUAUUCAGGGUAUGUCUGUGAAAACAUAUGUGUCAAUCAAUGAGGAAACGGGCUACCUUUACGCACUCAGAUCAUUCGAUUACGAGCAGCUUAAAGACUUCACUUUCAUGGUUAAGGCGAAAGAUGCAGGUAGCCCCGAGCUCUCCUCGAACGCCACGGUCAAAGUGAUCAUCGUAGACCAGAAUGACAACCCUCCCUCAGUCAUUGCUCCUCUGGGUAAAAAUGGCACUGCGAGAGAGCCGCUGCCCCGCUCCGCAGAGCCUGGCUACCUGGUGACCCGUAUCGUCGCCAUGGACGCAGAUGACGGCGAGAACGCACGGCUCUCCUACAGCAUCCAGAGGGGGAACGAGAACGGCAUGUUCCGUAUGGACUGGAGGACAGGAGAGCUGCGCACUGCCCGGCGCGUCUCAACCAAGCGGGACCCCAACCAGAUGUAUGACCUGUUGAUAGAGGUGAGGGACCACGGCCAGCCACCCCUCUCCUCCACCGCCAGUGUGUUCGUGGUGCUGGUGGACAGCGUGGUGGAGGACCACCGGGAGAGGGGCACCGCCAAGUCCAAGGAGACCACUCUGGACCUCACCCUCAUCCUCAUCAUCGCCCUGGGCUCUGUCUCCUUCAUCUUCCUCCUGGCUAUGAUCGUGCUGGCGGUGCGCUGCCAGAAGGACAAAAAGCUAAAUAUCUACACGUGCCUCACCAGUGAUUGUUGCCUCGGGUGCGCCACAUGCUGCAGCAGGCAUGCGCGAGCCCGCAAGAAAAAGCUCAGCAAGUCUGAUAUCAUGCUGGUGCAGAGCGCCAACGUCACCGGGGCCGGUACAGCCCAGGUGCCAGUGGAAGAGUCCGGGAGCUUCGGCUCUCACCACCAAAACCAGAACUAUUGCUACCAGGUAUGUCUGACUCCGGAGUCUGCCAAAACCGACCUCAUGUUCCUAAAGCCAUGUAGCCCAUCUAGGAGCACAGACACCGACCACAACCCGUGCGGGGCCAUAGUGACAGGGUACACUGACCAGCAGCCUGACAUCAUAUCAAACGGCAGCAUUUUAUCAAGCGAGACCAAACAUCAGCGAGCGGAACUCAGUUACCUGGUGGAUAGACCUCGGCGUGUGAACAGUUCGGCUUUCCAAGAAGCGGAUCUCGUUAGCUCGAAAGACAGUGGUCACGGUGACAGCGAACAGGGCGACAGUGACCAUGACGCCACCAAUCGUGGUCACUCUACCGGCGCUGAUCUCUUCUCUAACUGCACAGAGGAGUGCAAGGCUCUGGGCCACUCCGACCGCUGCUGGAUGCCCUCCGACGGGCGCCAGGCGGCAGACUACCGCAGCAACCUGCACGUGCCAGGCAUGGACUCCGUGCCCGACACUGAGGUAUUUGAAAGCCAAGAGCAAACGGGCGAUAAGUCAUUCUCCACCUUUGGCAAAGAGACGCCCCUCAGCCACCUCUACCAAAACCACUACCAAAACCACCACAAAAACCACCUCCACCUCAGCCACCACCAUGCCACCCACGCCAACCAAGCCGCAGUAGAGAGGAAAGAGUUUGAGGCGCUUCUGUCUAGCACGCGAGCGCCUUACAAACCUGCCUAUUUGAGUGAGUAUCCGAUUUGCACGGCAGCUCUGUAGCUAACCCGCCCUGCUCCACUCUCUCAACCAGCCGACCCUGAUCUGACCAUUUACUUGAACAAUACAAAAAAAACAAAAAAACAAUUCGCAUUGUUCCCCCAUUGGCUCGAAGUGCCAUGAAAUUCUUUCAAGUCCACUGACCCAUCUAAUUCACCCCCCGUUGUCAGACUUGAACUAAUUCGCUCUCUUCCUCUUUCACACAUCCUCAUUAUCACUCUCUCUAUCUGUGGCGAUCUCUGCCUCCGACACAGUCUUCCAUAUCAAUGUCACUCCCUCCUUCCACCACCAGCAGCCCCAUCUAUGUGCCUUUCUGAAUUAAAUGUGCCAUGAUCAAUUCGAGUACAGUUUGGGAUCCAUAAGAGAGCUGUGACAUCGCUGAGACGUUGACGUGGUGUACAGCUCUGUCUCAUUAUGGGGAGAUGGAUGUGUUCGCGUACAAGCUGCUUCCCUCGUUCAGAAAGGGAAUGGGGGAAAAAAAUGAGUGUUUUUUAAUCUGUUUAAAAGAAUAGAGGCUAAGAGAUUACCCUCUCGUUCGUAUUCAUCUGAUGGUUUUACUCUAGCUCCUAGGAUUAAAACCGUUUUAGAUAAUUGAGGAAAGCAGAUGGAAGAAGAGGCCUAUUUCCGUAAGGAAUUUCUGUGUUCGAAACUCCCUUUUGAAAGGGCAGAAAGAGCAGCAUACUCAUCACUGCAAUUUGGUGAUAAUGCUUAAUUAUAAUUUUGUCAAGCGCCGCCUUCAGUGUUCCCCGUUUCUUUCAUCUCUCGACACAGCACGCUCAAAAUGUUGAAACUGCCGGAGUCACGCUGUCUCACCUACUACCGCAAUACACAGCCGCGGCAGGCGGCAGAAGGGAGAACAUUUGACAGUCAUACCAGCAUUUAUAUUUGUAUCAAAGCACUACCUCUGAUGAAUACAGAUGAGGUAGAGACUCCAUAAAGAUAAAGAUGGCACCUUCCUCUCUGUCUAAACCCCCUCCUCCUCCUCCUCUCCCUCUGUCUCACUGACUAAACAUGGUCGUAGAGUUAAUCACCACAAGACAUUCCUUGUUUAGAGGAUGUCUGUUAGGGGGGUCUGGUAAGGGGAUAACAGGUGGGCAUAGGGGGGAUAGUCUCAUGACACUAAGAGGCUGUGUCUUUCCCUAAUCUGAUAAAGUCAUCCGGACACACAGAGCCCCUUGUAGCCAGAGACGGCGGCCCAGGCAGGGCCCUGUGGCGGAUACCCGGGUCGGUCAUUACCCUGAUCAAACAGAGAUGACAUAGAGCCGCUGCUAGCUGGGGGAUUGUUAAGC
Molecule: messenger RNA, 4832 nt
Organism: Oncorhynchus gorbuscha (pink salmon)
Lineage: Eukaryota; Metazoa; Chordata; Actinopteri; Salmoniformes; Salmonidae
Product: protocadherin-10-like
Exons: 4
Coding region: 478-3546 (1022 amino acids)
Biological process (GO): homophilic cell-cell adhesion
Cellular component (GO): plasma membrane
Molecular function (GO): calcium ion binding
Source: RefSeq, a predicted model, not a curated record